Messenger RNA from Daphnia carinata, 779 nucleotides. RefSeq lists its product as uncharacterized. Lineage: Eukaryota; Metazoa; Arthropoda; Branchiopoda; Diplostraca; Daphniidae. Gene Ontology annotation, molecular function: protein binding. The record is from RefSeq and is a predicted model, not a curated record. The transcript is spliced from 3 exons. The coding region runs from base 117 to 488 and encodes 123 amino acids.
GUAACUAGGUCCGACUAGUCUUAAACAGUUCGUUACUUCUCACGCACUUUUUUCAUUCAAGAUUUCAGCUAACAGCUCUUCAUUUGCUAACAUUUAGCCCAUCUAGCAACGGGAAAAUGCGCUUAAUCAUUCCAAUGAAGCUCGGCAGCACCGCUUUACAUUUCAUAGUUGUCUAUUGUAUUCUGAUAAACAACUGGUCGGGCGCCCAAGGAGUUUCGCAAGAAGUUCCGAAAGAAAUCGAACCUCAAUGUGCCUGUAGCAAACUCUGGGCCCCAGUUUGCGGAACAGAUGGAAACACUUAUGUAAACGAAGGCUGUCUGAGAGUUCUGACUACAAAAUGCGGAACGAUAAAGUCACUCGUCAGCGAGUCUUACGAAGGUGAAUGUAAACAAGAAAAUACAGCUGCAACAGGUGAAAAAUUGUGUUCUUCUGCCUUAAUUUACGUCCUUUUUGCGACCGUCGUAGUGAACGCGUUCAGACAACAAUGAAAAAAUAAUGUAUGUCGUGCAAAAGAACAAGGAACAAAAAGCACCUGCCACAAAGAAAGUGUUCCCCUGUUUUAUCGUCGUGUUAUUUUGUUAUUGUUGCGAAUUUGUUUAUCGCGCCUUAAAUGUUAUUUUCAAAUUUCUGAACAUGAGUUGGUGUUCCGCAUUUCAGGAAUACCAAUCGGUGAACAAGAAUGAUUAAAGUAUGAAUAACCAUCUGGAUCGAUGAUUUCCAGGCACCUGUGUACAAAUGUAUGUUGUGGGAAAAUUAAAAACUAAAGAGAUUUUAAAUUA